Molecule: messenger RNA, 1332 nt
Organism: Adineta ricciae
Lineage: Eukaryota; Metazoa; Rotifera; Eurotatoria; Adinetida; Adinetidae
Source: the annotation of a GenBank genome assembly
AUGCACACAUUUUCAACAUUACCCGUCGAACUAGUUUAUCGAAUUAUGGAUCAUCAAAAUGACCGGACGCUAUUUUGUUCAAUGCAAAAUAUUUGUCGACGGCUCAAUCAGAUUCUGAGUACCUACCAGCGAUAUCGAACACUCACCACACUUGACCUCAGUAGGAACGAAAUCGGUGAUGAAGGAGCACAGCACAUUGCUAAUGCGCUGCGAACGAAUACGACAUUCACCACACUUAACCUCGGUUGGAACGAAAUCGGUGAUGAAGGAGCACAACACAUUGCUAAUGCGCUGCGAACGAAUACGACACUCACUACUCUUAACCUCAGUGCGAACGGAAUCGGUGUUGAAGGAGCACAACACAUUGCUAAUGCGCUGCGAACGAAUACGACACUCACUACUCUUAACCUCAGUGCGAACGAAAUCAGUGUUGAAGGAGCACAACACAUUGCGGAUGGGUUGCGAACGAAUACGACACUCACUACCCUUAAACUCUGGCGCAACGAAAUCGGUGAUGAAGGAGCACAACACAUUGCUAAUGCGUUGCGAGCGAAUACGACACUCACCACACUUCACCUCGAGGAGAACGGAAUCGGUGCUGAAGGAGCACUGGACAUUGCUAUUGCGCUGCCAAUGAAUACGACACUCACCAGACUUAACCUCAGUGCGAACGAAAUCGGUGUUGAAGGAGCUCAACACAUUGCUAAUGCGCUGCGAACGAAUACGACACUCACCACGCUUAACCUCCAGAACAACCAAAUCGGUGAUGAAGGAGCACAAGAUAUUGCGGAUGGGUUGCGAACGAACGCCACACUCACCACGCUUAACCUCGAGGUCAACGAAAUCGGUGAUGAAGGAGCACAAGAUAUUGCGGAUGCGUUGCGAACGAACGCAACACUCACCACACUUGACCUCAGUUGGAACCGAGUCGGUGUUGGAGGAGCGCAACACAUUGCGGAUGCGUUGCGAACGAACGCAACACUCACUACGCUUAACCUCGAGGACAACCAAAUCGGUGCUGGAGGAGCAGAACACAUUUCGCAUGCGUUGCGAACGAACGCAACACUCACCACACUUGACCUCAGUAGGAACCGAAUCGGUGCUCGAGGAGCGCAACACAUUUCGCAUGCGUUGCGAACGAACGCAACACUCACGACGCUUAACCUCGAGGGCAACGAAAUCGAUGCUGGAGGAGCAGAACACAUUUCGGAUGCGUUGCGAACGAACGGAACACUCACCACACUUAACCUCGACGGAAAACAAAUCGGUGAUGAAAUAGCUCAACAUAUUGCAGAUGCAUUGGAAAGGAAUAUAAGCGCCAAGAUGGUAUAG